Messenger RNA from Drosophila ficusphila, 4670 nucleotides. RefSeq lists its product as uncharacterized. Gene Ontology annotation, cellular component: RNA polymerase II, holoenzyme. Gene Ontology annotation, molecular function: RNA polymerase II complex binding. Bases 312 to 4055 code for a protein of 1247 amino acids. The transcript has 3 exons. The record is from RefSeq and is a predicted model, not a curated record. Gene Ontology annotation, biological process: mRNA 3'-end processing. NCBI's taxonomy places the organism in Eukaryota, Metazoa, Arthropoda, Insecta, Diptera, Drosophilidae.
UUUGCCACGCGCGGUCACACUGAAAAGUUGUCUCUACUACAAGCAAGAAAAAAAAAGGGCAUCGAUUUGGAAACCCAAUUUCGCACUAAUUAAGUGGAACGAGGGACACAAUUAGUUAUGUGCUUUAAUUAGCAUAUACUGGCAUAGUAAGUAACGCUAACAUCGCCGGCGAAAGCCGCAAACCUUUUAAAACCAAUAAAGUGAGCGUGAGUGCAAAAGUGUGUUAAACAAGCAACCAAAAGGCUAGCAAAGGAAAAAAAAACAAGACUGCAGGAAAACCGGAAGCGGAAUCUGAGAGUUGGCGAAGGAUCAUGAGUUUCCUGCCGGGGGAGCCGGUGCCGCCGGGGUUCGAAGAGGACGACGUGUCCCGCACGGCGUUGAUCCAAAAGCAGAUCGAUAGCUACACCGGCGGACCGCUAAUCGGCACAGAAUACACAAUCGAACUGCACGCGGCGGGACAACUGCGUCCCGAUUACUUCUGUGUGCUGUGCCAAUCCUGCACGGAUAGCCGCAGCGUCUUUGUCCACUGGACAUCGCUGGCCCAUCGCACAAAAUACCUGCAGACCCACUUCCACAAGGCCUACGAAGUGCUUCAGAAGCUCAAGCGCACGCCCAACAGCUCUGGCGACCUGGUGAUUGCCACAGGCAAUCUGGUUAAACUAAUUGAGAAGCACUUUGGUCGCUCCCGUCAUUUGAUGACCGCCUCCGGCGAGGAUUUUCGGCGCUUUCGCUCCAGGAUCUGCAGUCAAGUGCGCGAUAACUUCCAUUUCGACGAGUGUGCCGGUCCGGAUUUUGCCGAAGAAGCGCAUCGGGUUCUCCGCGAACUGAAGCCCGAAGAAUCGAUUAAAAUCAAUUUAAAGGUGAACGAGAACGCGGACAACAAUAACAAGGACCAGGAAAACGAGAACGUUAUCGCCCUGGAUGCCAUCUCCAGUGAUGACGAGAGCUUCGGUCCGUCAAAUGCCAGCAUUCAGGUGCCAAAGUCGCAGUUGCGUAAAAGGAAUCUAGCCGAAGAUGCCAGCGGACGUGGCGCCAAUCGUUCGCCACCGCCGCCCGGAGGCGUGACCAAGCCCCAGCAGUUGCCCACGCCGAAGGAGCUGUCCAUACAGGCGUCCAUAAUCGCCCAGGAGCGCUACAAGUGGGAGAAGUUCCGCUGCAUGUUGGAAAUGCAGCUGAAGCAGCUGCGCGACGAAACGGAAACGUACGAAUCGAAUCCCGAGAAGCAUCCCGACUAUCCGGACGAGUGGAAACAGUUCUGGAACCGUCGCUACAAGCAGCUGCAGGAGGAGAAGAAGUGCGAUCCGAAUCUGUACGACUACAAGCCCGAGUGGAUUAGCUAUUGGAAGGAUCGGCGCAUCGAGCUCUUCAACAUAGCGGUGAACAAAAUCAAAAAGGAUCUCAAGGAGAAGUUCAAGCUGAGCGACGAGGACGAGGAGAAGACCAAGGAGCUGAUGGAGCGCUACAAGAUUCGCGUGGCCAGUCCACGAGAAGCGGCGCCUUCCACCAAUGCCAACGCCAACUCCAAUCGCCGUGGCAAGCAGCAGAACUUCCGGAAUAAUCGCUCAGCGGGCAUUGGAUCGGGAGCACCCGAAGCGGUCAUCGAUAUCAGCGAUGACGAGGGCUCCAGUCCAGCGCCACCUGGUCGUGGCUACAAUCGGCGCACCCACUCCCGUUCGAUGUCCCCCAAGCGGGGAUCACGUCGUCCUGGGCGACGCUCACGCAGCCGUUCGCCGCGUCGCAAUUACCGGCGCGGAUCAUCGCGCUCUCGCUCGCGUUCGCGCAGCCUGCGUCGCCGAUCCCGCUCGCCGGCCUAUUAUCGCCAGCGCGACCGUCACACCAGUCACGCCUCCCGGGAGCGCGGCAUGUCGCCAGGCGGCAGGGAUUUCGGGGAUCGCCGCAGCCUGGAGCGGGAGCGCUCCAGCGAAUACUAUCGCAACGAGGGGGGCUAUGGUCGCGGUCCGCGCAACUACGACGUGGAGACGUUCCGUGUGAUGGACCCGCGCGUCUAUCCCGAGUACAAUGUGCCCAAGGUGCGUUCGAUAUCGCCGGCCGUGUCCUCCAUCAAGGACAAGGAGCCCUCGGAGCCCGUCGAGGAGGGGCCCCUGACCGUGGUCAGUGUGCUGCGCAUGCUGUCCGCCGUCGAGGAGCAUUUGGGCAGCCUGGGGCCCAAGGCCCUCAAUCUACUUAGCAAGGCACUGGCCAUGGAAAUGGUCCAGCCGAAUGCCGCCGACGAUCUGCUGCUGAACGAGGACAACUGCGUGUUCCUCGAGACCACCAAGGAGAAGCUGAAGGGCAUACUCAUCGCCGAGGUCCUCGACGAUCCGCAAAAGGUGCGCGUGGUCAAGAAACUGAUCACGAACAUCGCGGCCAUCAUCUUCCAGGUGACCACCAGAGAUCUAGGUAUGCCCGAUGUCGCCGAGGCCAAGGUGAAGGCCAAUGCCAAUCCGGCGCCCAUCCAGCUGCCCUUCGAUCGCAACGUGGUGGCUCCCAAGUUGGCCAACGCUUUGGUGCUCAAGGGCUACUACGACGUGAGCACCGGCGACAUGAACAAGCUGCUCCACCUCCUCGUGCUGCUCGUUCGCCAGGACAAACAGCGCCGCCAUCUGGACAAGAACAAUGGCCUAACGUUCGAUGAAAUCCAGAAGAAGCUCGGCCUGCAAAAGGAGACGUCGGACGACAACAUGGGCAUCGAUCUCGACGAACUAAUGAAGGAGGUGGAGAACCAACUGAUGAACAAGGAGUCGCAGGAGGUGGCCAAUUCCGGGGCAGCGGCCAUUAUUCAACCGGAAUCGGUCGGCGGCGCUGGCAGCAACGGCAUGGAAUCCCUAACCGAUUCCGAUCUGCAGACCCUGCUGCAGAACUUCAAGUUCCUCUCCAGCGAGGAGCAGGUGCAUCUCAUCGGGCAUCUGCGCAAGCUGGAGGUCCAGGAGCCGUCGCGCGUCGAGCGGCUGCGCAAAUAUGUGAAUCUCGCCGAGCUGAGCGGCGAUGGCGAGUCCUGCAGUGACUUCCUCUCGCGCGUCGUCAACAUUGGUGGCAGUGGAGUGACGAAGGCGGCGAAGGCGUCGUCGUCGGUGGCGGCGGAGAAGGCUCCCAAAUCGAUGCUGGCCUCUCUAUCGCUUGGCAUGGCCUCCAUCGCCGGGGGCGGCGGCGCCUCCUCCUCCUCGUCCUCCUCGAUGGCGGCCCUCUCCUCGCUGACCAGCCGGCGGCUCAGUCCGGAAAGGGAGCGCGAUCGCGACAUGUCCAGUCUGCCGAUCAACAGGCAGCGACGCAGUGGCGGUGUCCGCAAUUCCCCCAGUUUUAUGAUCGACGACGAUGAAGACGAGGACGAUGACUACAACUUUGACGAUCUGGUGAUGAAGGCCUGCGACUCGAAUGGCGGCAACGGUGGCGGUGGUAAUGGUCCUGCCAAAAAGGCAGCUGGUCCGCCCAUUAUACCCGUGGCAUCGUCCCCAAAUGCGCUCACCUUCAAGCCGGCGGCCAACGCGAAGAUUUCGCUGAAGGACACCGAGAGCAUCAUAGCCAAUCUGAUGGGAACACUGAGUAAGAGCGGAAGUGCCGGGGGAUCGAGUGGCUCCUCGGGGCCAAACCGCAGCUUCAUGAUGAACCAGCAUCACCAGCAGCAGCAGCAUGCCACGCAGCAGAAUCUUGGCUCCAAGCCAGGCCAGCAGGCGCCGGGACCAGGUGGCUAUUCCCAUGCGGGUUAUCCGGCACAGCAGCCGCAGCAGGGACGCAACUUUGCCCCGGACCAGCCGCAGCCACUGAUGGGCAACUUAAGCGGCGGACCCGAUCACAACCAGUAUCAGAAUCAGGCGAACUACGGCGGCUAUCAUCCGUAUGCGGGCAACGGUGUGCAGCAGAACUAUCCCGGAAUGGCGGCCGGUGUUGGACCGGGACAAGGACACGGUCCCGGUGGCUAUGGGGGUCCCAUUAACCCGUGGGCGAACAAUGGACCGCCACAGCCGCCGCAAUUCAACCACCAGAUGCCCCAGAACUUCAUGGGCGCACAGCAGCAGCAGCCGCAGAGCUAUAACAACAUGUUCGGCGGACGUCACUAGGAGCCAAUUAGUCGUAGGUCUUAGGAGUUAAAUCACAAAGAUUUAAAUUAAAAGUAGGAAUGAAAACAGAAUCCUUUGAAGUGCCGGUGAAUGCGCGUAUUUGUUAGUUUACAAGUGAAAACCUUUUGUUUUUGUUUUUUUUAGCUCGACACACAAAAUAAAGAACUAUUUUCUUAUGGACUGAAAAAUAAAGAGAACAGAACGGAUUCAAAAAGCAGCAUAAUAAUAAUUUUGUUUAAUUACCUAACUAUCUUUAUAGACAAUGAGCUUUGAGCUCCGCACUUUUGAAAAUUCUACAUUUCGAAACCUUAACGAGUUAUGAACUGCAUGAAAAGAAACGCGAUAGAUUCGUAUAUAUAUUUUAGUACCCGAAAAUGUGACAAAUCAAGGAGCUGUUGAACCUUGUGGCUCCAAACAAGUUAAUGAAUGUGAAAUAUAAACCAAAACUUUGUAGACAUUUGAAAUAAAGGUAAAUUAUUCAUUUAACAUCCAGCCAUUAUAACCAUCAAAACUAAAACCAACUUUUUAAUAAAAAGGAAAACAAUCCUAAUCCUUCUCGUAUAUAAAUUUAAGUAAAGCUUACAAAUAAAAAUUACUACUACUACUACGGAGUAA